AUGCUGUUCGUGGCGCACAAUGCUGGGGCGAAACUCGUGCAAGAAGUGGCAUCGACGUCAGAUGAGUGGGCCGGGGACGGAACGUCCUCCACAACUAUCCUUACGGCUGAAAUCGCAAAGAAGGGAGUUGAGUACGUGAACCAGGGACACAACCCCAUCCCGUUGCAGCGCGGAAUCCAGAAGGCUGCGCGUAUCAUGAUGGACGAAGUGAAGAAGCUCGCAAAACCCGUAAAUGGUUUCGGCGACUUGUUGAACAUCGCCACUGUCGCCACGAGCGGGAAUGCGUCGAUGGGCGAAGUAAUUGCCAAGGCUUUCGACAAACUCGGCAACCACGCAGCCAUAGUCCUGGAGAACAAUCCAUCGCAAGAGGAUAAUCUAGAAUUUACCGAAGGCUACACGUUUGAAAGAGGCUACAGCUCCCCCUACUUCUUGCUGGGCGAAGAAGCAGACUUCAUCGAGUGGAAGAACCCGCACGUCAUGGUCUGCGAUUACAAGAUUGAGAGUGCGCAAGCAAUGCUUCCAAUUCUUGAGCAUUUCGUGAGGACCAAAGAGCCUUUGGUCAUCAUUGCUGAGGACUUCUCCACAGACAUGCUCCAAACCUGCAUCAUCAACAGCAUGAGGAGGCUCCUCAAAGUGGUGACUAUCCGGGCCCCUUCGUUUGGCGAGCGCCGGAAGGACUACUUGCGCGACAUUGCAGUGGCAACAAACGCCCAACUAAUAUCUAAGGAUUUGGGUCUACCUUUAGAAGAGGCGACAGCUGAGCAUAUCGGCAGCGCUCAAGGAGUUGUAGUGAGAAAAGACAGGACCUCCAUCUUAACAAGACCUGAGUUCCAGGAACAGAUCCAAGAGAGAGUGCAGAGACUUCAGGGCGAAAUGGAGACGGCCACUUCGAAGUUCGACAAGGAGAAGUUAGGCGAGCGCAUUGCUGCUCUGUCAGGAGGCAUUGCAAGGAUCAUGAUUGGCGCAUCUACGGAGACUGAGCAAAAGGAGAAGAAGCUGCGGUACGAAGAUGCAAUCAAUGCAGUACGAGCAGCUAUUGAAACUGGGUAUGUUCCAGGCGGUGGCGUUACCUAUCUGGCACUAAGUACUGAUCAGUUCCGAAAGAAAGUUCUGGACACGGUGGAGCAGACAGCCCGUGAAGAGAUGAAGGGAGUGGACGAGUCAACGGGAGAGGAGUUCCAAGUGGUUGAGGAAAUGGAGAGCGAGAUUGAGCUGCAGAAAGCUGGAGCGAAUAUUGUGGCGGAUUCAAUGUCCUCCAUUACGAAACAGAUUGCAUCGAAUGCAGAGGAUGCAAAGAAGCCAUUUGGGUUUGGUUGGAAUGCCAAAACGAAUAGGUUUGGAGAUAUGAUUAGCCAGGGUGUCAUCGAUCCAGCCAAAGUGUGCAUUUCCGCAAUCGAGCAUUCAACUUCAGUUGCCGGGCUUGUGCUCACAACAGAAGGCAUGAUGAUUGAGGAGGAGCAAGACCGAAAUAAGUCUGUUUCUCAUGAGGAGGGUGAGCUGUAG
Eimeria mitis is the source of this 1503-nucleotide messenger RNA. RefSeq names its product Chaperonin GroEL, related. Gene Ontology annotation, molecular function: ATP-dependent protein folding chaperone; ATP binding. Gene Ontology annotation, biological process: protein refolding. NCBI's taxonomy places the organism in Eukaryota, Apicomplexa, Conoidasida, Eucoccidiorida, Eimeriidae. The record is from RefSeq and is a predicted model, not a curated record.